AUGCUGGAAGCCUUCAUAAUAUUCUACGCCACGGUCUAUAUGCCUUUUGCGGCAGUAACUUUGGUCGAGUCGGUUCUGAGCGUGGCCAUUGUGACUUUUGGUAAUGCACAGAGAUCCAUACAACCAUAUUUCCGGGGUCAGGGACCACUUCCGAAGCUGUCCUCCACAACAGCCCUGGCUUUCUGCAUGCGCAAUGAAGACCCGAAGCCGCUUUUCGACCGGCUGGAUGCUAUGCAGAAUGCCCUGCUGAAGACCGGCCGACUUCAAUUCUUCCGUUUCGUUCUACUUAGCGAUACAAGUAACGAAGAGAUCGCGACAGAGGAGCUACGCCACUUUGCUCGUUUCAGAGACGACAUCUCCAAAGGAAUGUCCCGACCUCUAUUCUAUCGCCGGCGCAAGAUCAACACGGGCUACAAGGCUGGAAACGUUCAAGGCUACCUCGACUGCCAUUCUUGCGGUGACGACUUUUUCGUCGUGCUCGAUCAGGAUAGCGUCAUGUGCAGCGAUCUUCUCGUACGGCUAGUCUCUAGCAGGCCACCUUUUGGUGGCCACAUCAUUGGCCACGAUCUGAUGGAAUCAAUUCUGCUGCGCCGUGCGGGAUACGAUGUACGACUGCUGCCGUUCACUCCCGGAAGUUUCGAAGAAGAGCCCCUCAACCUCAUUGAAGCCCUUCCUCGGCAUCAACGGUGGUUCCAAGGCACGAUGCAAUACUGGUUCCUCUUGAACGAACCUGGCCUCAGCUUCUUUCAGCGAAGACAAGUGGUUCGGAUCUUGGCUAUCUACCUCAUGCAAGUCGUCUCGUUCGUCUUGACGCUCGCUAUCAUUGCGAACAUAAUUCUCAAUGGUCGAAGCCCCACGUCGACUACGAGCGGCAGCACACUGCCAAAAUUGAUCAUCUUGCUGAUCACUAGAGGCAUGAAGACAGCUGCAAUUCUUGAAGGUGUUUUGCGGUCUUCCACCAAACGAUAUGGUGGAAUUUUGCGAUGGUCGUUGGCUAUUGUGAUUGAGUCGAUGUUCGUUAUGCCGUUGACUGCGAUAAUCUCUGCGUCAGUCACGUAUUACCUUAUCGCUAUGCUGACAGGCCACGCGGUCUCCUGGGAUGGUCAAAAUCGCAAUCGACUGGGUCUCAGUUGGCGCACCGCAUACGGGGCGCUGUGGCCGGUGACAAUGGUUGGACUCAGUGUUCUUGCAUUACUUUGCAGAUACCCUGAAUUGCGAGACUGGUGGAUCAUCAAUUGGGCGCUGUCGCUGGCGCUAUCUGUGCCUUUCACCGUGCUGACUGCUUCGCCAGCUCUUGCACAGUUCACGACACGUUGGAGGCUAUUCACGACUCCAGAGGGAGAAAAGAUCCCGCCAGUGCUUCAGAACAUUGUGGACCCACAAGUUAAGAAUUCUUCAAAGGCUAUUAUAGAUCGAGCAAAGGCAGAAUAG
Cercospora beticola is the source of this 1431-nucleotide messenger RNA. RefSeq lists its product as uncharacterized. NCBI's taxonomy places the organism in Eukaryota, Fungi, Ascomycota, Dothideomycetes, Mycosphaerellales, Mycosphaerellaceae. Gene Ontology annotation, molecular function: hexosyltransferase activity. The record is from RefSeq and is a predicted model, not a curated record. Gene Ontology annotation, cellular component: plasma membrane.